GAGCAUGGUAUUCCAGUAGAUCAGGGAUAUGCCGUGGCACCUCAUCAUUCUGGUGUGUAUCCAGUCCAUAUUCAGCUUUAUGGCUGGAAGAAAGCAUGGGGCAUACGAAUGACCAGCACUGAGGAAUACCCACACCUCAAACCUGCACGCCACCGCAAGGGAUUCAUUCAUAACGACAUCAUGGUGUUGCCCCGUCAGACAUGCGGCUUAUUCACACACACCAUCUUCUAUAAAGAGUAUCCAGGAGGCCCUAAAGAACUGGACAAAAGCAUACGAGGAGGAGAGCUGUUUCUGACCGUCCUGCUCAACCCUAUCAGUAUAUUUAUGACCCAUCUUUCCAACUAUGGGAACGACCGCUUGGGAUUGUAUACGUUCACUAAUCUGGCGAACUUCCUGAAAUGCUGGACCAACCUGAAGCUGCACACACUUCCUCCCCUGCAGCUCGCGCACAAGUACUUCACACUCUUCCCAGAGCAGAGAAACCCACUCUGGCAGAACCCAUGUGAUGAUAAACGGCAUAAGGACAUCUGGUCCAAAGAGAAGACCUGCGACAGGCUGCCCAAGUUCAUGGUGGUCGGGCCUCAGAAAACAGGCACAACGGCGCUCUACCUCUUCCUGAUCAUGCAUCCCUUCAUCUCCAGCAACUUUCCAAGUGUGAAAACAUUCGAAGAAGUUCAGUUUUUCAACACCAACAACUACCACAAAGGCAUCGACUGGUACAUGGAGUUUUUUCCUGUACCCUCUAAUGUCAGCACAGAUUUCCUGUUUGAGAAGAGUGCAAACUACUUUUCUUCAGAGGAGACGCCCAAACGAGCUGCCGCUCUCUUGCCUAAAGCCAAAAUCCUGACUCUGCUGAUCAACCCUUCAGACAGGGCAUACAGCUGGUAUCAGCAUCAGAGAGCUCACGAAGAGCCGGCAGCACUGCAGUUCAGUUUCUAUGAGGUGAUCUCAGCAGACCAGCUGUCUCCACCUGAACUGCGCUCUCUCCAGAACCGCUGUCUCGUACCUGGACUCUACGCCACACACCUGGAGAGAUGGCUCACAUACUACCCUCCAAACCAGCUAAUGAUAAUUGAUGGACAGCAGCUGAGGAAUGACCCAGCUAAAGUACUGGACGAGCUUCAGAAAUUUCUGGGUGUUACUCCCUAUUACAACUACUCCCAGGCACUCACGUUUGAUCCUCAGAAGGGCUUUUGGUGUCAGCUGUUGGAAGGGGGCAGGACUAAGUGUUUGGGGAAGAGCAAGGGCCGCAAAUACCCGCCCAUGGACUCUGAGUCACGAGUGUUUCUCUCCAGAUUCUACAGGGAUCAGAACAUUGAAUUAUCUAAGCUGCUGCACAGACUGGGUCAGCCGCUACCAGCCUGGCUCAGAGAGGAACUACAGAAGGUCAGGUAGCCCUAACCAAACCACCGCUCCUCUGGGUCAAAGAUCCGGAUUCAGCCCUCAAUGGAAACUGGAAACUAGAAACUUGAACAGUACUCAAUGCCACCUACCUGCAAGCUUGCGGAGCAAAGGUCAAAAAUUCAGCUCACCGUUUAUUGGUGCCUCUGGAAAUCCAAACAAAGCAGUAUGAUGUUUCCAUGGCAGCAUGAAAAUUCUGUUACAGAAGGUCAGAUUUUUUUUUUUUUUUCGGUGAGGUAACCGUGACCCUUGAACUUCAGAUGCAGCUAACGAAAGACUGCAUGAAAACUGUAACUGAAAAAAAAAAAAGUAAAUGUCCACAAACUUCCUCCUAUAUAUACUGUACGCUCCCCAAUCAGACACUGGAUAUAAAGGUACGGCUUUAGAUUUUAUACGUCGUUACAGAGAGAUUUAGAACUGCACAACCACUGUUCAUAACCUCACUCUUGCAAAUAUAUCAGUCAAUCAAUAUAUCAGUGAAGAUGCAAAAUGAAUAUGGAGAAAUAAAGAGCACAGUCAAUUUUUUUUUUUUUUUUUUUGCGUCAGCUUUCAAUGGAGUGAUGUCAUUGUGAUGUCAAUGUUUCAGUCCACGUCCCAAUUACUGUUGUUCUAGACACACUGGCAUGAAGAGCCAGAAUCAUUUCAGUCUGUGUGUGUGUGUGUGUGUGUGUGUGUGUGUGUGUGUGUGUGUGUGUGUGUGUGUGUGUGUAAGCCCUUGUGUGAGUGUGUGUCUAGGCAUAUGUAUGUAGCCAGGUAGCCUUAGCCCCGCCCACUGCACUGCAACUGGUUGGCUGAUGGAUUUGAAGUGUGACUUUUAUUUUUGAAAACAAUUUGCCUCAAUAAGGUAAGAAAGUGCUUUGUGAAAUAUGUAAAUAACUAUAUAUAUUCAAUAAACACUGGAGAGAGACAUGUUUCCG
Molecule: messenger RNA, 2318 nt
Organism: Carassius auratus (goldfish)
Lineage: Eukaryota; Metazoa; Chordata; Actinopteri; Cypriniformes; Cyprinidae
Product: bifunctional heparan sulfate N-deacetylase/N-sulfotransferase 4-like
Cellular component (GO): Golgi apparatus
Molecular function (GO): deacetylase activity; heparan sulfate N-sulfotransferase activity; hydrolase activity
Source: RefSeq, a predicted model, not a curated record